Messenger RNA from Somion occarium, 883 nucleotides. NCBI's taxonomy places the organism in Eukaryota, Fungi, Basidiomycota, Agaricomycetes, Polyporales, Cerrenaceae. The record is from the annotation of a GenBank genome assembly.
GAUAGUCGCAAAUCAAAGGUAGGGUACCUCAACGACAAGACUCACGGCGAAGACGACAUGGCCGACCAAAAGACAGCCCCUACCAACCCCAUGAAGGAGGUUAAGAUCGACAAGCUCGUCCUCAACAUCUCCGUCGGUGAAUCCGGCGAUCGUCUCACCCGUGCAUCCAAGGUGCUCGAACAACUCACCGGUCAAACCCCCGUCACCUCGAAAGCCCGCUACACCGUCCGUACAUUCGGUAUCCGUCGUAACGAAAAGAUCGCCGCACACGUCACCAUCCGUGGCCCCAAGGCUGAGGAGAUUCUUGAACGUGGUCUCAAAGUCAAGGAGUACGAGCUCCGCCGCAGGAACUUCUCUGAGACCGGAAACUUUGGUUUCGGUAUUCAGGAGCACAUCGAUUUGGGUGCCCGUUAUGACCCUACCAUUGGUAUCUUCGGAAUGGACUUCUACGUCGUCAUGGGUAGGCCAGGUGCCCGGGUUGCAAGGAGAAAGCAGAAGAAGGCUCGUAUUGGAGCGGCGCACCGUAUCAAGAAAGAGGAUACGAUGGCAUGGUUCAAGCAGCGAUUCGACGGUAUCAUCUUGGCGAAGUAAACGUUCAUUGUCGGCCUGCUUAUUUUUAUGACUUUACCACCCUCACUAUGUCUUACUGCUGUAUUGCCAUGCAUCCACACCAAAAACUUCCGUAAUCAUGUGUGAUCCUGAGUGUGCUUAUUAUCUGCCUUUGUACGAGAUUGGGCGCUUGAGUCUCGCGUUUCAGCCUGCAGUCGAGUGGAAGCAACACCAAGAGCACUUGUAGCUUGAUUAUUCCUGUAGUAGAUCCAGGUAACAGUCGCAUGAGUUGCCUUUGCCCAACUAGUGAAUUGAACAGGAUUAUUCACAGUCC